Spinacia oleracea (spinach) is the source of this 3782-nucleotide messenger RNA. RefSeq lists its product as uncharacterized. The transcript is spliced from 23 exons. Lineage: Eukaryota; Viridiplantae; Streptophyta; Magnoliopsida; Caryophyllales; Amaranthaceae. Gene Ontology annotation, molecular function: nucleic acid binding; ATP binding; DNA endonuclease activity. Gene Ontology annotation, biological process: replication fork processing; DNA repair. Bases 104 to 3514 code for a protein of 1136 amino acids. The record is from RefSeq and is a predicted model, not a curated record. Gene Ontology annotation, cellular component: nuclear replication fork.
UUGACAAAUUAAUUCCUCGUCAAAGCCCCCUCUUUGCUCAAUUUCCCCCCACAAAACUCAAAAAAACACACAGUAGUGUACUAUCAGUCACCUUCAACCAACAAUGGCGGAAGACCCAUCUCCGCCAUCACCAGAACUCACAGAAGAGGUAAAACAAAGGAUUAAAGCCAAACGUUUGCUCGCCGAAGCCAAGCUCGCCGAAGGCAAGCGCAAAGCAUCCCAACAAAAUUUCUUCAAUUCAUUCAAAGCCUGCAAAAAAUUCCACCCAUCAACCAGUUUCCCUGCUCCCCCAAAAUUUGAACCCGAUUCACCGCCUUCGAGGUUUCGGGCUCGACUCGAAAUCUGCUCUCCUGAUUCUUUCUCCAUUAAUCCUGAUCCUAUUCAAGGGUUUCCCUUUCCGGGUCAAACUGAUUGUUUUCGCAUUUUAGAGUAUUGUCUUUCAAAUGUUUUGUUGACACAUUAUACACAAAUCCAUGGUGGUGGGAAGGCGUCUGUCUAUAAACUUAGAGAUUAUGAUGCAGUUCUUAAAUGCUUAAAGAACUGCAAGGACAUUAAAGAAAUUGAAGAAAUACCGUGGAAGACUUAUAAUGUGAUGGAGAAACUUUCUAAUACUGACGUUUCAGGACGAUGGACACCGUGUAGGCCUGAGCAUUUAUCUGAUGAGAAGGUUGAGGAACUGGUAAAGAAGCUACCAAGAAAAUUGUUGGAUACUCUCAUGCCUUUUCAGCUUGACGGACUGAAAUUUGGAUUGCAAAGGGGGGGUCGAUGUCUUAUUGCCGAUGAGAUGGGGCUUGGCAAGACCCUUCAGGCCAUUGCCAUCGCAAGCUGCUUUUCCCAUGAAGGCUCAAUACUUGUUGUAUGCCCUGCAAUCUUGCGCUAUGCAUGGGCUGAAGAACUGGAGCGUUGGCUUCCUUCUUAUAUGCCAGCUGAUAUCCAUCUUGUGUUUGGUCAUAAAGACAAUCCUUUGCAUUUGAAGAGACGCCCAAAAAUUGUUGUCAUUUCAUAUACGAUGCUUAGUCAUUUGCGAGGCAGCAUGCUUAAAUGGGAAUGGGGUGUCAUGAUAAUUGAUGAAUCACAUCAUAUACGAUGUUCAAAGAAGAAAGUGGAGCCUAGAGAGAUAAAAGCUGCUCUUGAUGUGGCGUCUGGGGCUAAACACAUAAUUCUGCUGUCAGGGACACCAUCUUUGUCAAGGCCGUUUGAUAUCUAUCAUCAGAUAAAUAUGUUAUGGCCUGGUCUGCUGGGUAAUGACAAGUUUGAAUUUGCAAAAACUUACUGCGCUCCAAAACUAGUCAAGGAUUUAAAUGGGAAGACAUUCAUGGAUUAUUCAAGGGGUGCUCGUUUGGAGGAGCUGAAUGUUUUACUUAGACAAACUGUCAUGAUACGGCGCUUGAAGGAGCAUUUGCUAGUCCAGUUACCGCCUAAGCGUCGACAAAUUAUAAGCUUGACAUUAAAAAAAUCAGAUAUUGCUUUCGCGAGGAGUGUUAUUGAAAAUGCGGGAGAGUCACAUACGACCAAUCACGCUGCUAAAGAUGAUGAAAAUGACAGUGGAGGGCAUGACCGAGAGCUCUCUGAUCAAGUGCUUGGUAUUUCCAAGGUGCUUGGAUUUCUUGACUGGCUUUCCCUUCACCCUAUAUUUACUGAAGGAGAUGACUCAAAUAAUACUGAGGUGAAUGCGAGUUCUCAAAAAAUGAUAAUAUUUGCUCACCAUCUCAAGGUCCUAGAUAAAUUACAGGCAUUCAUUUGUAACAAAGGCAUUGGUUUUGUACGCAUUGAUGGUAGUGUACCUGAUUGCGACAGGCAAGAUGCUGUGAAGUCAUUCCAGUCAUUAAAAGAGGUCAAGAUUGCAAUUAUUGGAAUUCAAGUUGGCUAUGCAGGACUGGAUCUUUCAGCUGCUCGUAAUGUUGUCUUUUUGGAGCUCCCCAAAGAUCCAACUUCCUUGCAGCAGGCCGAGGAUCGAGCACACAGAAGAGGACAAACCAACGCAGUCAACAUUUACAUAUUUUGUGCAAAGGACACAAGUGACGAAUCAUGCUGGCGAAGGCUUAACAGGAGCCUGCAACGUGUUUCAUCUGCAAUUGAUGGGAAGUAUGACGCAAUAAGAGAGAUUGCGGUCGAAAAUGUGUCAUGUAUUACAAACAUGAAUGUAUAUCAAAGUGUGAAUUCAAGUUAUGCUGCUCCAUCUUUUGAAGAGUGUCCAACAGAUGAAAAAGUACAGCAGAAUGGAGCAGAUUAUGAUAUUGAUGUUAAGUGUGUUAUGCAGGCCGAUGAAAAGGUUGAUGUGGCAGAGGAGUUGACUAUGGAUGAGACUGAUUGUUUGACCAUAGCUCAGAGCUCUGUCCAAGUAAAUAUGGAUUCACUGCGCUUCGCGGUGAGUCGGUAUACUGGAAGAAUCCACUUGUGCACUUGUGACCAUGAAGAAGAUUCAGCACCAAGAUCGCUAUCUGAAAAUUUCCGGUUAGAGGAAUUUUCUGCUGAUCCCAGUGAGUGGACUUCUGCCUUCAUCAAGGAGAAUCCUACUUGCCAGCUUGCUAUUGUGAGCUUCAUAAAUGAGUGGAAGAACUUGAAACUCAUUGAAAAGAGAAAGUUGCUUGGAAGACCUUUGCAGUUACCUCUAGCCAUCGAACUAUUGCGUCUCAGUGAAAGCAACAACCAUGAUAGUAAUGGACUUCUGAAAGGAGGAAGCAAGAGAAGGCAUACACCGUUAUGUGAAAUAAGCUUCCCUCUUCGAUCUAAUGCAGUGGUUAAGGAAGUUAGUCUCUGUGAUGAUAGAGGGAAUAAGAAACUAUACAUUCAAUACUGGACGCUGAUGGAUGAACCACUAUGCAAAUUAUGUCAGAAUCCUUGCCAAGAUAUCAACGCCAAGAAGCCCAAGGGUUUCUCUGAUCUUUACUGUUCAAAUGCCUGUUAUGAAGAGUAUCGCUUAAGAACUAGUGGCAGAUUCCUUCGUCAGGAACUUUUUGAAAUUGAACAUGGUAUUUGCACCAACUGUCAACUGGAUUGCCACAAGCUCGUGCAGCACUUAAAGCCGUUAUCGGUGGAGGAUCGUGGGAAGUAUAUCGAACGUGUGGCACCGCAAUUGUCUAAGCGCAAAAAAAUGAUGGAUAAACUUGUUCGUGAACCAACUGAAGGAAACGCCUGGCAUGCAGACCACAUAAUUGCUGUGUUCAAUGGAGGAGGUGAGUGCAGAUUAGAAAACAUGAGGACACUAUGUGUGGCAUGUCAUGCUGAUGUUACUGCAUCCCAACGUACUCAAUGGUGUAUGGAAAAUAAGUUAUAUAAGAAGGCCAAGGGGAGUUACAAAACAAAAAAUAAAGGUCAGACUCCGCUUAAGAAACAAACUUCUCCAGCAAAAGAAGAGAAAAUUGUUGAUGAUGACAGUGAGUUACUUGUAGAUGUACCUGGCAGUGAUUAUUCAGAAGAAUCUAAAGUAAUGGAAGAUGGUAGCAGCCCGAAACAGCCAUUGAUUGCUGACAUCUCCAAAUUUAGCUACAUUGGCACAGUGGCCACCUGCUGAGCAUUUUAGCAUGCAGCAGUAAGUCAAGGCACUGAACUUGAGCAUAGUGGUGUUUUCCGGGACUGCAUUUUGAAGGACCUUAUAGGAGAUUGUAUUCUGUAGGUAGGUAUUACGAUUCAUGUUGUAAAAUUGUUUAUUCUAGAACUCAGAUGUAUGCUGUAAUCAACUGCAAAAUUGUUUAGUCUCAGAACCCAGAUAUAUGUUGUAAUCAACUGCCGUGCAGCACGGGAUAUUUAUUGAAUGAAUGAAGUGUAUUUUAACAUGGCCA